AUCAAAGGACGCGAGGAUGCAUGUUGGAUUAGUGCUGAUCCUCUUAACAGGAAUCUUUGUCAAAGCGAGAGCGUUCAAAAACGAUAAAUGCGGGGACAAUAUCCGGAUCACCAAUGCCAACUACCUGACCUCUCCGGGCUACCCGGCCUCAUAUCUGCCAUCUCAGAGGUGUGUGUGGGUGAUCACAGCUCCCGCUCCCCAUCAGCGAAUCCUCAUCAACUUCAACCCGCAUUUUGACCUGGAAGAUCGCGAGUGCAAAUACGACUAUGUAGAAGUCAGGGACGGUGUUGAUGAGAAUGGGCAGCUUGUGGGCAAGUACUGUGGAAAGAUUGCUCCCUCUCCAGUAGUAUCCUCCGGUAACCAGCUGUACAUCAAGUUUGUAUCGGACUACGAGACGCAUGGGGCCGGCUUCUCCAUCCGCUACGAGAUUUUGAAAUCGGGUCCAGAAUGCUCAAGAAAUUUCACCUCCAAGAGCGGGGUCAUAAAGUCACCCGGUUUCCCCGAGAAGUACCCCAAUAACCUGGACUGCACAUUCAUGAUCUUUGCCCCCAAAAUGUCUGAAAUUGUGCUGGAGUUUGAGAGCUUUGAGCUUGAACCUGACUCACAGUCUCCUGCUGGUGUCUUUUGCCGCUUUGACCGCCUGGAGAUCUGGGAUGGCUUCCCUGGAGUUGGUCCACACAUUGGCCGGUUCUGUGGGCAGAACACUCCAGGCAGAGUAAUUUCCUACACUGGCAUCUUGGCUAUGACAAUCAACACGGACAGCGCUAUUGCUAAAGAGGGCUUUUCUGCUAACUUCACUGUAUUGGAGAGGACUGUACCAGAGGAUUUUGACUGCAUGGAACCAUUGGGAAUUGAGUCUGGUGAGAUUCCCUCUGACCAGAUUGAGGCCUCAUCUCAGUAUAAUCCCAGCUGGUCUCCUGAACGUUCUAGACUCAAUAAUUUUGAAAAUGGCUGGACCCCGGUUGAGGACUCCAACAAAGAGUGGAUUCAGGUUGAUCUGGGAUUCCUGCGCUUCAUUUCUGCUAUAGGAACCCAGGGUGCAAUUUCUCGAGAGACCAAGAAGAAGUACUUUGUAAAAUCUUACAAGGUGGAUGUGAGCUCCAAUGGUGAAGACUGGAUCACACUAAAGGAGGGCCCCAAACAAAAGGUUUUCCAGGGCAACACCAACCCUACAGACGUAGUGAAAACCCCACUGCCCAAGCCCACUUUGACCCGCUUCGUCAGGAUCCGGCCUUACACCUGGGAGACUGGCAUUGCUCUGCGCUUUGAAGUAUAUGGCUGUAAGAUUUCAGAGUACCCAUGUUCAGGUAUGCUGGGAAUGGUCUCAGGUCUCAUCACCGAUGAUCAGAUCACUGCCUCUUCUCACACGGAUCGCAGCUGGGUCCCGGAGAAUGCUCGUCUCCUGACAAGCCGAUCAGGAUGGAUUCUGCUACCCCAGCCACAGCUGUAUGUGGACGAGUGGCUCCAGGUGGACCUGGGUCAGGACAAACUUGUGCGCGGUCUGAUCAUACAAGGCGGCAAGCAUCGCGAGAACAAGGUUUUUAUGAAGAAGUUCCGCCUGGGCUACAGCAGCAAUGGAUCUGACUGGAAUAUGGUUAUGGAGGGGAACACCAACAAGCCAAAGCUUUUCGAUGGGAAUAUGAACUAUGACACACCAGUACUGAGGACAGUGGAGCCUAUCUUGACUCGUUUUAUUCGAGUUUACCCAGACCGAGCUACACCACUAGGCAUGGGCCUGAGACUGGAGCUUUUGGGCUGUGAGCUUAAAGCACCCACUGUGUCACCGACCCUGCCCGCUCCUCCCACUACGCCAUCUGACGAGUGUGAUGACGAGCAGGCUAACUGUCACAGUGGAACAGGUGAUGACUACGAACAGCCAGGAGGAACAACCAUUCCUGAGACCACUACACAAAUGGGCACAGUACCAGCGUUUCUUUGGUUUGCGUGUGACUUUGGCUGGGCAAAUGACCCCUCGUUUUGUGGCUGGAUGUCUGAGGAGACUGGUUACAGGUGGCAGAUUCAGUCUAGUGGCACUCCCACACUUAACACCGGUCCCAACAUGGACCAUACAGGUGGUUCUGGGAACUUCAUCUACACUCUGGCGACUGGAGCUCAGGAGACAGAAGUAGCACGGCUUGUGAGUCCGGCAGUUACGAGUCAGAACUCAGAUCUGUGUCUCUCCUUCUGGUACCACAUGUUCGGCUCGCACAUCGGCACAUUGCACAUCAAGCAGAGACAUGAGAGCGGCCGGGAAACAGCCGAUGUGCUGCUCUGGACCGUCAGUGGUCAUCAGGGUAACCGCUGGAGGGAGGCCCGAGUGUUCCUCCCACAUUCAAGCAAACCUUACGAGGUGGUAAUUGAGGGUGUGGUGGAGAGGAAAAGCUGGGGAGACAUUGCAGUGGAUGACGUUAAAAUCCUCGAAAAUCUUAACAUGGUCGACUGCAAAGACCCAGAUGUUCCUACAGAACCCAUGCUCCCUGAAGAUAACAUAAAUGAACUCAUUGUAGACAUCACUAACUACCCAGAUAUUGUUGAGAACAAUGAGAUCACAGGAACAGGGAACAUGCUGAAGACUCUGGAUCCCAUCCUGAUCACCAUCAUCGCCAUGAGCGCCCUGGGCGUCUUCCUUGGGGCCAUCUGCGGCGUGGUGCUCUACUGUGCCUGUUCGCAUGGCUCUAUGGCAGAAAGGAACUUAUCUGCCCUGGAGAACUAUAACUUUGAGCUGGUGGAUGGCGUCAAAUUAAAGAAAGACAAGCUCAACUCACAGAACUCUUACUCAGAGGCGUGAGGUGCCAACCAAUGACAGGACACCUCUUUCUCAGGGAGGCGGGCUAAAAGGGACUGCCAGCGCACUCCCACUGGAGGAGGACAAGGCUCUAAGGUUCUGUGAACCAGCGGGAGAAGACUUGGGACUGAACCAUGCUUUUCUCAGGAGCUGCAGUGAAAAGAACCUACCAGUAGGCGGACACUGUGUACAAAUACUGAACACGAGGCAGAAGAAAAUGAGAAACAAAAGAAAAUGUACAGAUGAUUCAGAUUAUUUUAAUUUUUUAAUUUUAUUGUUUUGUAUUAUUUUUUACGUUUCUCAUUUCUACAAUCGGAUGCUGGUGUUGAGACCAAUAUAUGAAAAUGUUAUGCUUAUUUAUCAUUUUUCUUUGUCUGGGAGGAAAAAUCAUGUGUUGAAGUUAUUUUGUUUAAAAGAGAUAUGUGUAUAAAGAAUCCAAAAUGAACCAGGUCUGAUAGGAGCACUGGUAUUUCACCCAUGUUUGGGCGAGUAUCUGAGGGUAUGGAACUGAUCCAACUCUGUUGCAUUUCAGCUACGGUUCAGCCAGUGCCUUUGGUACAUCUUUUUUAGCAGCAUUUGUUGAUUUUGGAGUUUUUUUUAGUUCAGGAACAAAUCAGACAAACAAAGUUAAGAAAAAAAGGAUUGAUCAUAUCUGCAAAACAUGAUCUGGUUUAUUCAUUGCGCUUUAAUGUUGAGAGCCCACAUAUUGUACAUAAGUUUUAAUAUAUUUUAUUGCCCUUUUUUAAACAAAACUAGUAAAGGACAAAAAAAGAAGCUGCAGUAUCCCUUUUUCCUUUGAUUGUGUGCUGUAAAUACAAUCGUCUGACUGUUUUGUGGAAGUGAAAACCUGUGCUAAUUCCGUCUUGUUUGAUUAGUUCAUUCAUCAUUAGUUGAUGCAGCUUAUCUUUAAAGCCAGCAGUUUAUUAAUCCAGUGAACAUACAAUCAGACAUAUACAGAACAUGUCCAAAUAACACACACUCCAUACACACUUUAAAAACUUUUGUUGUCUACUUUUCUCCCAGUAUAGUCAUUGCCCAUUUUAACUACCAGCGAAGUCUAGCACACUGUAUGAUCUGUACAAACAUGGGAGCGUGACGGCUAGCAUGUGCUUCCUCUGAGACAUGUAAAAUCAGCCACUGUAUCUGUUCAAACUGUGACUUAUGCAGGUUGUAACUGUCCCAUGUAUAAACAUGAGCUCACACAUGCCCGGUUUGGAUAGUGCAAAAAUGCCACCCUAUUCACCCAGAAUUUACUCCAAAUGAAGGUGGGUGCUAACUGCCCUCUGUAUACAUAGGCGCUCGCACGAUUGAUUAAUGUCACUCUGAUUAAUAGCAUCUUUACAAGCUGCAGCUUGCAACAUCAAUAGGUAGAUCAAUUGCUUGGAGAAGAGUGCCUCCAGAUUGUCCGGCUUCACAUGAUUUAUAGGGAAGACAGGAGUGCUCUUCUUCCCCUCUAGCCCCUCUAGCUGCUGGUCAUGAACAGUUUGUUAAGAAGGUGAGAGCUCUUGAGCUCAGAAAGGCUUGGUCUUUCUUUUUUUAUCUCUAUUUAGCAGGUCACAUCUAUUUGGUUGGAUGUCUGCAUUUCAUUUAUUGGUUCAUUCAUCUUUGUAUUUGCAUUAUGAUGGUCAGGGUCAAAGUGGGUCCAGGGAGUAUCUGAGGAGUACUGGACACAUGGAUACAGGGUUACACCUUGGACAGGGCACUGGUUUAUUGCAGGGAUGUCUGCACAUCACAUUAAAUAAAUAAAAAAUAAGAAAAAGAGAAAUAAACUGAUACUCAUUCAUCUUACACUGUUCUCUCAUCUUAAUGCACUUUGUUGCCAUUGGUCUUGAAUGGGAGGUGCUUACAGAAUGGUGCUAUAUACUUUACAUUUGGUGAAACAUUGUAGCACAUCUCCCAUUCCCAUUAAACUGCACUCAUUUACAUACAUCACUCAGAUGCUACAAAUGGCCAAAUUAUCAGAAUUAUCACUAUACCACAGGACUGCUGUCCCACACCGAGGGGGCCUGUAAUUCACACUGUCACCAUACAAACAACGUACCAUGAAACUGAAUCAGCUCUGCAUUUUAACACACUCAUUAUCUUUAUAUAUCUUUAUAAAGCAGUGGUGCAGUGGGUAGUGUUGUCGCCUCACAGUAAGAAGGUCCUGGGUUCGAUUCCCAGGUGGAGCAGUCCGGGUCCUUUCUCUGUGGAGUUUGCAUGUUCUCCAAGUGUCUGUGUGGGAGCUCCAGUUUCCAACCACAGUCCAAAGACAUGCAGGUUAAGUGAAUUGGAUAUUUGUAACUACCUACCUGUCCUGUUAUGAAUGUAACCAAAGCAUUAAACAUGAUGUUAAAAUCCUAAUAAAUAAAACAAAACAAACAAAAAACUAUAUAGCAAUUGACUUUAAGAAGUGAACAGAUUAUGAAGAUCUGACUGCUGACACAAAAACAGACAACACCCCCAUGUUGGGUCAUCAAGAGAAAUUAAAGCUCAGCAAGGACCUUAAACACUAGAGCUUUAUAUCACAUGUAAUACAUAUUAAACAGGGCUUCACAUCACACACACACACACUUACAUACACACAGUUGUACUAAUACACACUAAUAUUCACACAAAUAUACAUUUACACUCCCAAACUCAUGUUUUAAAAGUUUCUUGGUAUGUUUCGUGCUGUGCUGUGAUGUGUUCUGUGGCAAUCACAUUCUCAAAUUAUCGCUCACCUCAUUUUCAUCAAUCAGAUUACAAUGCUACAUGUUUGUUAGCUGAAGCUAAAACCGGACCAGCUUUAUUUAGGUUUCAUGAAGAAAGCAUACUGUAGCAUCAAGAAAAAAAGAAACAAUGUUGCACUGAUAGAUAUAUUUAAAGAGGUUUAUGUGUUUAUAGCGUUCAUUUGUUUAAAAAAAAUAAAAAUUAAAAAAUCCGCUUUUAGUUUUUUUUUUUUUUUUUAAGAAACAAGACAGUGUUCAUUUUUAUGGUUAGGGAAAUGUUAAAAGAUUCUGAAAUAUAUGGUUAUAAACAUGUUCAUAAUUAAAAGGUAUUUAAAUUUCCUAUAGUAAAGUUCCCAUUUAUCUAAUUACCAGUUUUUUGUUUGUUUUGUUUUUUACCGUAGUUCAAAUUUGUGACGAUUUUUUUUACUAGAUGUAGAGGGACGAAGAACUUUUAUUUUCAAUACUGAUUCUGUAAUUGCUGUUCUAGGAAGAAAAAAAACAGAAUAAAACAGCAAGGCCUUAAAAUUGUCAAUCAGUGUUUUGUAUUUCAGCAUCUUCAUCAUGGAAAUAAAACCACUAACGUCUACUGUUUCUGAUCAGCUUAGAUCAGCCAACAUUCCAAAGAUUCAGAUUCAAUAAAUGUUUUCCUAAGA
Messenger RNA from Trichomycterus rosablanca, 6128 nucleotides. It is a transcript of the gene nrp1a, whose product is annotated as neuropilin 1a. The transcript is spliced from 17 exons. Gene Ontology annotation, cellular component: axon; plasma membrane; focal adhesion. The record is from RefSeq and is a predicted model, not a curated record. Gene Ontology annotation, molecular function: semaphorin receptor activity; vascular endothelial growth factor receptor activity; vascular endothelial growth factor binding. Gene Ontology annotation, biological process: vasculogenesis; vascular endothelial growth factor signaling pathway; neural crest cell migration. Lineage: Eukaryota; Metazoa; Chordata; Actinopteri; Siluriformes; Trichomycteridae. Bases 17 to 2788 code for a protein of 923 amino acids.